Scleropages formosus (Asian bonytongue) is the source of this 5335-nucleotide messenger RNA. RefSeq names its product inhibitor of Bruton agammaglobulinemia tyrosine kinase (gene ibtk). Gene Ontology annotation, cellular component: nucleoplasm; cytoplasm. Bases 783 to 4748 code for a protein of 1321 amino acids. The transcript has 28 exons. The record is from RefSeq and is a predicted model, not a curated record. Gene Ontology annotation, molecular function: protein kinase binding; protein tyrosine kinase inhibitor activity. Lineage: Eukaryota; Metazoa; Chordata; Actinopteri; Osteoglossiformes; Osteoglossidae. Gene Ontology annotation, biological process: negative regulation of protein phosphorylation.
AGCGCACACCCUGAGGGCCGUGACUUCUACACACUCGGUGUGUGUACGUGCGUCAGAGUGUAAGGGUGUAGUAGGUUUUGACACUGUUUUUUUCGCUUCGCUCCGAGGACAUGAUGAUGUGGAACUGCACCGUGGGGACACGCUCAGUCACGAGAACUUUCGCUUUCUUCUAGCGGCAGGUUCACCCUACAAUUAUGGAGGCCUGAAGGUGUGCUGUGUGUGGGGGAAGAGGAGCCUUCCCCCUUGCCCAGGGGGGCGCGGUGGAGGUGGCCGACGGUGGCAGACUUAUUACAUUUCGUAUGAAACCUUUACAGAGAAAGAACUAUUUUUUGUGAAAACAGAGAACCUCUAUAUUUGUAAAAUUUUCUACUAUAUUUAUUGACAUGGCUUUUGCAGCCAGUGCCACGCAUGUCUGGUGGUGUGUUCCCGCAGCCGGCAUGGUGGACUAAGGGCCGUGCUGGUGGCGGUGUGCUAGAGUGCGGUGGAAGCCCAACACAAGCACUGUUCUAGCUCCCCACCCACGUACAGCAGUGCACCUGCUUUGCUUACUUUUCUCCCAAGCCCUCCACCUUUUUGUUCACUCUGUUGUUUGAAACCUAAAGGUACUUCCGCAACUUCAGUGUUUUCUCCGGUGGGGGGUGGACUGGUAAAGAGACUGCAUUGACACUAUUACUGUUCUGGGGAAUUGUUUGUGUUUAGAGGUGGCAGCAUAAACAGAUACUACAUUAUAUAUGUGAAGAGGGCACAGCAAGGCUUUGUAGUGUGCCGGUGGGGAUUUCAGAAUGACCCCGCCAUUCCCAGACUGCACGCCCAAGUGUCGCUCCCUGCAACAUGGUGCAGAGGUGGUGGCGGCGCUGACUGCCGGUUCAGAGGGCCGCCUGCACGCCUUCCUCUUGGCCCAUUGCUACAAUGCGGCCACGCUGCGGGAUGCCUUUGGGCGCUCUGCCCUGCAUUUGGCUGCUUCCAUGGGCCAGCGGGCCCUGCUUGAGUGGCUGCUGGAGAGCAAGGGGGCAGACAUACUACUGAAAGACAAGGAGUCUGGCUGGACGGCACUGCACCGGAGCGCCUUCUACGGACACAUCCACUGCCUCCUGGCUCUGGUCAAGCAUGGUGGCCUGCUUACCACACUGGAUAAAGAAGGCCUCUCAGUUCUGGACAUCACCAUGAAAGAUAGGCCCCAGCAUGUGGUUUUCCGGAAUACUGACCCCACAGAGGUGUAUACGUGGGGAAACAACACCAACUUCACCCUGGGGCAUGGAAACCACGAGAGUCGUCAUCACCCAGAGAUUGUGGACUUCUUCUCUAGAACUGGGGUUUACAUCAAACAAGUGGUGCUGUGCAAGUUCCACUCCGUGUUCCUGUCUCAGAAGGGCGAGGUGUUCACCUGUGGACACGGUCAGGGCGGUCGACUAGGGCAUGGUGACGAGCAGACAUAUCUGGUGCCCCGUGUGGUGGAGGGACUUCUGUCGCACCACUGCUCACAGGUGGCUGCAGCCAAGGAUCACACUGUGGUGCUCACAGAGGAAGGCUAUGUCUACACUUUUGGCCUUAACACGUUCCACCAGUUGGGUCUGACCCUGCCCGCUACCUCCAGUCAUGUGCCCAAACAGGUAUUCUGCAAGGCUUUGAAAGGAAGGAUAGUGAUUGGUGUAGCGGCAGGACGGUUCCACACAGUCCUGUGGACUCGGGAUGCACUCUACACCAUGGGUCUGAAUGGAGGGCAGUUGGGGUAUCUGCUGGAUCCCAACGGUGAGAAAUGCGUGACUGCCCCUCGCCAGGUGUCCGCUCUUCACCACAAGGACGUGACCAUUGCCAUGGCAGCAGCCAGUAAUGGGGCCACUGUGUGCGUGACAGAGAAGGGCGAUGUGUACCUGCUAACUGACUAUCAGUGCAAAAAGCUUGCCUCCAGGCAGCUGAACAUCAAGAAGAUUCUGGUCAGUGGUGGCAGUCUGGACCACCGUGUGGAUCCUCAGGUGCUAAAUGAAGGGGGAGGGGACAAGGUGUCCAUCCUUGCUUUAGAUGAGGCAGGAAGGGUCUUCUGUUGGAGGUCUGGCAGCAGCUCUGUGAAGCAGUGCCGGUGGGCUUAUGGGCGCCAGGUGUUCAUGGCAGAUAUUGCACUGAGUAAGAACCACAUGAUGUUCGUCACUCAGGAGGGUGAAGGCUUCACCGGCCACUGGCUGACAGACCACAAGAGGAGUGCAGAAAAGAAAGAUGCAGGAGGAGGGGUGGAGCAAACAGGACACUUUGAGGGUGGUUCUUUGUACGAGCGAAUCCGACUGGUGAGGAUCCCGUUCAUCCACCGGGCUGUCAGUAUCACCAUAGACUCCAAGGGCCGUAACUUUGGAGUGCUGCAGUCAGACCCCAAGACCAGUCUCUAUGAGGUCCCUUCUGUCUCCGCUUCUUCAUUCUCCCAGCACUUCCGCUGCCUGCUGGCCGAAGCAGAUGAGGCUGAUAGCAUCCACGAUGUUAUGCUGCAGACUGGCAACCGCUCUUACCCAGUACACAAGUACAUCCUAUCAAGCAGGUCAGAGUUCUUCCGAAAGCAGUUGUCCCCAGAGGCAGGGCGGGGCGAUGAAGAGAAUCAGCAGGAAGUGGGAGUGACGUGGAGCGAAGAUGCUGUCGGCUGCGACCUGAUGGUGUUGGAAAAGGUCCCUGCAGACAUGCUGGAGUACGUCCUGCAGUUUCUCUACACAGAUUCGUGCCAGAUGCUGGAGCAGGGCUUCCGGCCUGGUAUCCUCAACCAGGAGCAGCCUGCUGAGCCCAGUCCGGAGCAACUCAUCUGCAGCUUACAGGGGCUGGGAUUCUGUGGUGGACUGAAGGGUUGCUCUGCCCUGGAGGUGUACCAGUCACUGCCUGCUUCAGCCCUUGAAGGGAGCAAGCAGAAAAGCAGAACUUCCAAGACGUGCAAGAAAAGCAAAGGAAAAGAGGCCGGCGAGGGUGGAGCAAACCCUGUGAAAAUCCUACAGGGUGUGGCCAAAAAACUGGGUAUUAGCAGCUUGGUAGCACGAUUAGAUGGAGUCAGAUAUGAAAACGGCAGAAUCAAUGUUCUACACAAGAAGACUGGAAACAAACUUAAAUUCAACCCAAAAAAGUGCUUGUACCUCUGUGAUGUUACUCUGCAGUCUGAAGAUGGGAAGGAUUUCCCCUGCCACAAGUGUGUGUUAUGUGCACGACUUGAGUACUUCCACAGCAUGCUGGGGAGCUCCUGGAGCGAGGCCUCGUGCUGCACAGCACUGGUGAUGCCCGCUACUGCCGAGGUCCUGCAGGUCAUCCUCGAGUACAUCUAUACUGAUGAGUCUCCCACAGUCAGAGAAUCGCAGAACGUGGAGUUUGUGUGCAAUGUUCUGGUCAUGGCCGAUCAGCUGCUCAUCCCCCGCCUGAAGGAGAUCUGCGAGGUCUCCAUUGCAGAGAACUUGACACUGAAGAAUGCAGCAGAGCUUCUCGAGUUCGCUGCCAUGUACAACUCCCAGCAACUCAAACUCUCCUGCUUGCAGUUCAUCGGGCUCAACAUGGCUGCCCUGCUAGAGGCACGAACACUGGAUAUUCUUAGUAUCGACAUGCAGAUGGAACUUUCUGCUGCCUACAGAAGGAUGAUACCAGCGAUGCAGAAACGUUUGAUCACUCCUAACCCCGAUGCACCGGACCUCAGUGUCUACGAAGACGAGGACUGGGAUUCCUCUCCUCAUUCUGAAAAUGGUGCAGAUGUGGACAAAAGCUCUAGAGAGACACUGCUGAAGAAAGCCAAAAUGAAGGCCAAGCGUAAACCACGACGGCGCUCUGACAGUUCAGGGGGAUAUAACCUGUCUGACAUAAUCCAAAGCCCGCCUACCUCAGGUCUGGUGAAGUCGGCAAAAACCAAUUCCAUUGAGUCUUUGCAGGAGCUUCUCACCUCUGACUCGGAGGGCAGCUGCGUUGGGGUGGGCAGCCCCCGCGACUUGUGUUCACCAGUCUUCCAGGAGAGACUCGAGCUGGAGGAGAAGGCUCGGGUCACAGGGCUCAAGAACCCACAUCAGGUCUCAAACGUGAAUCCCACAGGGAUCCUUCCUGUCAGGAGCCCGCCCCCAGAGCCAGCACCCGGACCACACACCAGUCCCUCACAGCACCCCCCAGUGUUGGAUCUGCGCACCAUCAUGGAGAUGGAAGCACAUUUGCAAAACCUGGGAGCCACACCCAAAAGUUGCUCAUCCUCCAAGUCCUCUGCACCCCCACCAAAGCUCUCACAGAGGCAAAGGAAGAUGAUCGCUAUGGCAACCAAAGGGGCCUGCAUGGAUGGUGUCACAGUGAAAUCUCCACCUCCUGUCACUACGUCCAAGAUGGGGAGAGCGUGGGGGACCCCAGCGCAGGCCUCGUCAUCUUUCCGAGAAGUGAUGAGGGAAGAGGAGAAGGAUCAGGUCCGAAGCGAAGCAGAAGUUCUUGGAGACUCUUCCUCUUCUGUCAGGAAGGUGACGUUCUCAAGUCCUCCAACAAGCCAUGUAGAAAGAUUGUCUGGCCCCUGGCUGUGGGGGGCAGCAGGAAGCCCACCACAGGGCACCACAGUAACCUUCGCCUCCAUAGUGGAGGAGGAACGGCAGCAGGAAGCAGCACUCAUCCGCAGCCGAGACAAACCUCUUGCGCUCAUUCAGGUUGAGGAACGUGCCAUUCAGGAACUGCUCUUUCACUACAAAGCCCCCAACAAUCCCGAGGAGUUCAUCCUGGUGGAGAGAGCUUCCCUCGGACCCAUUGCCACCCCCACAUGGAACAAACACUGAGGCAGCACAGCUGUCGAACGGGGUCCCUUCUGGUCUUGUUCUUGAUGAGCUUUGGAACCAUCUCCCGUCCGCUGUCUGACCGCAAGCUGUUGCUUUUCUCUGCACUCUCCCCUUCCAGCCAGCUGGUGAACAUGCUGUGGACAUCCUCCGGUCCUCAGAAGCUUGGUAUCAUCUUCCCAUUUUUUUUCUCUAAAUUUCAGCUGCGCUGCUCUUAUCGCUGAACAGUCACGCAUGAACUAGAGCUGCUGCCAAAGACGAGCAGUGGAUGGAAAGGGUGAGCUCGACGCUGGAAAGAAUGCCUAACUCUUCGGGGCCCCUCGUUGCUGAACAGAGCGUAAAUAUUGCCACAUAUUCAAAUUUCCUGUGCCUGUUUGGUGCUAAGUGUAAGGAAGGACAGCAUUUGAAAGAAAACCCUCCUUCUGGAGCAUCCCUUUACAGGGAUCAUGCAUGUGACCCUCCUGCAGGCACGUGCUAGUGAAGCCCUGUAGGUCUUUCUGGAGUAUAAUUGCUGCUUGUGCUGGCCAUGUGAUGAUGUUUGGCCACAGUGAGCCUGCAGAUAUGCAAUAAAGAAGAUAUGUGUGCAGUGG